Molecule: messenger RNA, 750 nt
Organism: Candidula unifasciata
Lineage: Eukaryota; Metazoa; Mollusca; Gastropoda; Stylommatophora; Geomitridae
Source: the annotation of a GenBank genome assembly
AUGAACCCCAGUCAUACACCUGAACAAAAUGGAGUUUAUUCAGACAGGCCGACUUACACAUUUGAAGAAGGGCAGCUGUCAUUUUUGGGGGCUGAUGUAGAAGUGUUGCCAGAAGAGCUUAUCCAAAACUAUUGUAAUGUUACAUCUCAGCUUGAUUUGAGCUUCAAUAAACUAAGAUCGCUUCGCGGCUUGGAACAUUUUCAACAUCUUAGAGAGCUGGUGCUGGACAAUAAUGAGUUGAAUGACAACAUUCUGUUUCCACAUCUCAAAGAUUUACACACUUUAACAUUGAACAAAAAUAAAUUGACAGACUUGCAUGGCCUUCUGGAACAGUUGGUGGAAAAACUGCCUAGUCUGACGUAUCUAAGCCUGCUGGGAAAUAAGGCCUGUCCUAACGAGUUAUCUGCCUUGGAUAAAGAUGACGAGGACUAUCUUAGAUACAGACACUAUGUGCUGUAUAAACUACCUGGGCUGAAGUUUCUAGACUCUUCACCAGUCACAGCUGCAGAAGUUGCUGAGGCCAAGCGAGUUGGGCCAUAUACACUUGUUGUCAGGCCAAAGGAUGAGGACUUGCAGCUGAUUAUGGAAGACACAUCUGCAGAAGAAGCAUCAAGGGACCAAUACACUCCACUGCCUGCCUCCGUUGGCACAGAAAUUGUUCAGCCCCAAGGUUUUUGGACAAAAAGCAAGUCAAAAUAUGUUGGACGCAAUUCUGAAGGAAAUAGAUUUAUAACAGAUGGUGUUUUAUGA